Pseudophryne corroboree (corroboree frog) is the source of this 4848-nucleotide messenger RNA. RefSeq names its product shortage in chiasmata 1 (gene SHOC1). NCBI's taxonomy places the organism in Eukaryota, Metazoa, Chordata, Amphibia, Anura, Myobatrachidae. Bases 212 to 4555 code for a protein of 1447 amino acids. The transcript is spliced from 28 exons. Gene Ontology annotation, cellular component: condensed nuclear chromosome. Gene Ontology annotation, molecular function: single-stranded DNA binding; ATP hydrolysis activity. Gene Ontology annotation, biological process: resolution of meiotic recombination intermediates. The record is from RefSeq and is a predicted model, not a curated record.
CUCGUCUCCUGGUUGCUCGUUAGCUGUCAGCAAGGAGGAAGCUGAGCUGUGUACAUAGCCGAGAUUUAAGGGUUGCUAUAUUUUUUAAACAUGCAUAGUUUACACUUUCUUGCAAUUCAACAUAUAUGUAAAGACGUAAUUAUGCAACAGUAUACAGUAGUGCAAUACCUGCCUGACUUGAUUCGGAUUGUGAAAACUAUCUCGGUAUUGAAUGAUGAAUAAAGCGAUGUUCCCAGCAUUUAAAUUUCUUUCAUUGGACUAUGCUUAUGAGAAUGUCAUGAGGCAAAAACUUGCUACCUCUUGGAUGCUCAUCCAGUUUCCCAAAGGCAUUCUCCAAGAUGAAGAUUAUUGCCACAACAAGAUCUUUGUGAAUGAUAUAUAUAGAAGACCAUGGAAGAGAUCUAUUCCAACCUGCAAGUUGCAUGAAGAGAACUCUAUUACGGAUGACUGGAAAAAAUAUGCCUCCAAUGCAGAAUUUCUGGAAAAAAAAGAAGAACUAAUUGACAUUGUUCCAAGUUCAAAUCCUUGUUCUCAGAUAGAUCUAGAAGAAGUGUCUUUGCUCACUGAAAGCUAUGCAACUAAGCAUUUUCACAGUCAUGAAGAUUGUUGGAAGUCCACCCUACCCACUAACAUAGACGAUUAUAUCCUGCCAGAAGAAACUGUAUUUCUAGAUUAUCUUGCACAGUUUCGGCUGCAUUUACCUGGACUGGCAACUCUACUAAGCAGACUGAAAACAUUUUCUGUACAAGAUCCCCUCGUAGGCUUCAACAGGGUUCUUUCUGCCAAGGAUACACUUUACAGACUGGACACAUCAACAAAUGAACAUUUGGAGCCAAAUAUCUUGUUGGAGGAAUUCCAUCUGCUGUCUCCAAGUGCAGAAGAGAGUCUGAUCCUGCCUUGUACUCUGGAAUUGGAUGAGCAUGCUAAAGAAGGCAGAUCCUUCAUGUCAGAUCUAAUCGCACGCCUUCAGCUUGCUCCUGAAAAAGUGUCAGAGAUGGAGGGGCUGACCAGCACAGCAGGUCUCACCAAAAUCCAACCCAAGAAUGAUUUCAUUGAACAAAGUACAAUUAAAAGGAGCCCUGAUCCAUGUAAAUAUGAAGAAGCUUUGGACACAGUCUGUUUCAGGUCAUACCAUGAGGCUGAGUUAGAGGUUUCCUUAACCCCACCUUGUUUAGUAUCUAAAGAUACAGCAAAUAAAAUAUGUGUAAAUCUUGCUGAAGAAGAACUGUCACCUACCUCUCCUAUCUUUUACAUUACAGAUGUAGCCGAAGACAUCAUAGAAUGUCUGGAAUACAAUGCUGACAUCAAACACCUCUUGCUUAAAGUUCCACAUAUUCAGAAUAAAUCAGAGCGAUUUACUAUUGAUGAAAUUAAACAGAAUAUGUCUAUCAAUCCAGACAUAUCUAUUGAUGUUACUUUGGAAGAUAAUUGGUGGCAUACAUUGGGACAGAAUGAGGAGAAUAAUAAAAGCAUAGAGCCACUGACUGCAAAUAUUCCCAGUACACACAGUCUCACACCAACCAAAAUGGAGUCAUUCAAUACAAUUACUGCCUCCCAGCUGGAAAGUAUAUUGGAAGAAAGUGUAUGUCAGUGUUCACUGAAACAAAAUAUCAUCGUUCAUAAUCAUGAAGAACAAGCUCGCUCUCGUGACUCUUCUCCAUCUAAAAUAAUCCAUAUACAGCCCCCUUCACAGAGAAAUGUCAGUGUGACUUUUGCGGACCCCAUUUCUACCGCAGAUACUACACACUCACUUAUACAUGAGAAUGAAGAAGAUGAAUCCAGUGUAUUGCUGCCUUUACAAAAACAUGAACCAAAACAGAAUUUACAAUCCAUAACAACAGCAGCGUCAUCAAUCAGCCAUGUGAAGCCAGCUAACAUUAAUCUAAGAGACACUUGUAAAGCACACAAGAGUAUGGACGGUGGCCUUUGUGGACCUGAGAAACUAGCAAAGAAUGAUGCUGAUCUGCUGUCCAGCUUUAUUGUUCUUAGAACCAAAAGCUUAUUAGGUCAGGCUGAAAACAGACAGACAGAGAAACUUCAAGUGCACGCUAAUGGCACGCAGAACUGUAGGCCAGAGCACAAGGAAAACAAUGUUGUGUCUUGCAAUGCCGAAUAUGAUGGCAGUCCUCAGAAGAGAUCAGAAGAAAAUUCGAAGCACCAUCAAAUAACUGUACAUUUUACACCUACAGACAGCCAAUGUCAGGCUUACCGAGUCCUUCAAGCUGAAGCAGCGCCUGUACUAAACAAACUCAAGGGCUUUGGUUUGUCUGCAUGCACUGUGUGGAAUUUUGCUUCAGUGACUUUUGACUGUACUCGAUUUUUUUUACGCCAACAAGAGAAAACGAUCAGUGACAGCUGCAAAAUAGGAAAUAAAAGUGACAAAGAUAUGAUGAUGUUCAAGAAUGCUUCACUCCUACAUAUCCUGGUGACACUCCGAGAUCUUAUCCUGACAUGUUCCUUAGAUACAGCAUUAGAAUACUUGUAUAAAGCAAAGCACAUGUAUAAGAGUGCUCUGGGAGUCUGUUUAGAGCAUGUGUGGGGAAAGCUGAGGAUUGUUCAGUUUGUUAGAGAUAAAACAGAAGAAGUGAAUCCCAAGAUGACAGCACUGUUAGACUGGAUAGAGAAAGAAGAUAUCGAACAUAAGCAGCUAAAAGUGCUUAUUCUAACACGAAUGGAUUCGGGUGUCAUAGCAGAAACACUGAAUAAUGCCCUCAGUAAAACUAAAGUGCUAAAGGCAAUUGGUUUAUGUCCUGCUAGUGAAACUACAUUUGUGGAUCCAAAAUCUGUGUUAAACAGUUUAAUAAGUUAUGCUUUCAUCAUAACAAAUAACCAAUACAUAGGAAAUGACUUUCCUUGGGCUCACUUCAUGCUUGUUAUUGAAUACGACUGCACUGAUUGCUGGCUAAAACUGUCUCAUGACCGGAAUGUUUCACAUAUGACCCUAAAACCUUUUCUGCCAGAUGCACUUAUACUAGAGUCCACAAAGCACAGUGGGAAAGAUCUUCUGUGUGACAUGCAAGUUCCAUAUGUCUUUCUGUCAUCAGAGGAACUUAUAAAUAGUUCAGAAAUACUGCAAGUUCUGGAGUCAAGAUAUAACAUGACCUUUAUUGAGAGGAGCUGCAGUGCUUCCCUGCAGCUUUUUGGAAAGUCUAGUCCCUGUGCCAUGAUAACUAUCGAUGUGUCCACUGUCAUUAUACUGCAGAGACUGGAUGAAUUUAUGCAUGAUAAGUCAGCAGAGAACCUGAUCCUCAAACUUGUGGCCUUGUCUCUGCAAUAUAGUUACUGCUGGGUCCUCUUAUAUGCCAAGCAGAGAAGUCAUUCUGAGUACAAUCUUUCAGGUGAUAUACUGCAUAAUAUUACUUUAAUUUAUGCAGCUGUAGUUCAACUGACUUCAAAAUCUGAAGACUUGGAAAUUAAGGUUCUAAUUUCUCCAGGAGUGGAUGAAACUGGAUCAUGUAUUCAUCAGAUUGUGGACCACAUGCUUAUGUCGUGCACUAGUGACCCCUACAAGUGGUUGGACCGGUCAUGGCUCUCUGUCCUCAUAACAAAGGCAGAAAACAUUUUGCUUUCAUUUCCUUGUAUUAAUCCCAUGGUGGCUCAGCUAAUGCUCUGUAGGGGAGUAUCAUUACAGUGGCUGCUGUCAGCAACCAACGACCAAUUGAAAAAGCUGUUACCAGAAGUGCCAUCAAAAUUCCUAAAGCAUUUUACUGACAUCACUGCCUUGUAUCAGCUGAGCAGAUCAACCUCCUCACCAAGACCUGCUGACAGUCACACGCCAGCCAACAUGGAACAUUGCGGCAGUACUGAUAAUGUACAAGGCUCCGUUGUUAGUGUGCACAAUCCAUGUAUUAGUAUUACUGAAAACAAGAAAAACAUAUUCGAACUACAGCUAUCCUCAGCCUUUGGCGCGGAGAGUUAUAUUAGAGCCACUCCACCAGCACCUGAGCUAUCAAAUAGCUUUGGUGACAUCUGCAGCACCGGGUCAACAUUUCUGGGCUUUUCCAGCAAUCAAAAGAAGGCAGCAUGGCCAGAAAAUGUGUUUGAACAACAUAUCCAUCAAUCUACAGAUCAAAAAAGGAGUCUUGUCAGUAGUCCAUUUCCUAGUGGAAAGGAUGGUUUUCUUCAAAGAGUCUUUCAUCAUCCUCAUCAUGUGGACAGUAGCAUGGAGAACAAGCCCAGCUUUUCCAUCAAUAGUAAGCACUUCUUUGCAGAUUUACCAAUGCAACAAAAUCAACCUUAUUGUAUAACCAAAUUAGAGAACGUUAUGUAUACCAGCCAACCUUUACCUACAGAGAAACAGAGCGACCCUUUACAAGGAGAAAGGACAUUUCAUAAUCACCUUCUUUCAGGGUCCAACAAUGAAUCAGAUUAUUUUAAUUUCUCCCAAAUGAGAUUUGUUGGAAAGAGAAGAUUUAUGAUAAGUAGUCUCACGGUAAAGGAAGGAACAUUAUCAGGAAAAACAUGUUCUCAACCAGACCAAGGGAAAAGGCGAAAGCUGACAUAUGAGAGAGUGCCAGGAAGGUGUGAUGGUCAAACUCGCCUCAAGUUCUUCUGAUAGAUUUGUUUCCUCUUGAAGGAAUUAGGUUACCAUUAGUACGGUGUACUUUUAAAGAAUUACUUGUAAUAGUAGUAUCAGGUUGUAAUACAAAGUUUUAAAUUAAAGUGUUAGGCUUAGAGAGUAUUGUAUGAGGACACUGGGGAAGAAAUACUAUGCUGCAAGUAGUGGAAAUGUAUGUGAUUCAGAGCAAGAUGGUAACUGUAAGCAGUGAGUAUGUCCAUUUAUGUAUUUCCUUGUUGGAAGGUUUUGUAAAUUGUAAUUAAGAAUUAAAAUAAAAUUUUUAAAGUAUA